Messenger RNA from Chara braunii, 890 nucleotides. Lineage: Eukaryota; Viridiplantae; Streptophyta; Charophyceae; Charales; Characeae. The record is from the annotation of a GenBank genome assembly.
GGUGGGGCUGCUAAGAAAGGAGAAGGAACAAUCAGCGGAAGAAGCGCAAAUAUGGAUGAACGAAGCGCUAAGGCCUGGAAAUAAGAGGGAUGCAUCUCGAUGACAACGUCGGAAAUGGAGAAUCGAAACCGGUCGAGGAUGCGUAUCGUGGAAUCGCCAUCCGGUGAACUGCAUGAAGAGAUGAGAAAGAUGAGGGACAUGGAGCGGUGUACUCUGCGCGAGGUAGAGGUGCUGAAACAGAGGAAAGCUGACGAAGAAAGGAAGAGGCUGGAAGCGGAAAAAAAGAAGCUGGAUGCAGAGGCAGAGGUAACAAAACUGAGGGAGCGGAUCGAGAAACUGAUGAUGGAAACAUCGGGGAUACCGACUGGCGGGACGAACUUGAAAGGACAACUGGAGGCGGCUGCUGAUGUGGGUGGCAGCGCGAGCAAAACUGUGAGACGGGGGAGACACAGAUUGACACCUAGAAGAACAGAGGGUGAAGAGGGGUCAGCAGUAGACGUGAACAAUAGAUUUACCUUUGUGCAGAUUGAGAGGAAGAGACUGCGGGCGUUAAAAAAGUACGGACUGGAAACCCUGUGCAAGCAGGAGGGAAUUGCCUACAAAACGGUGGAGACGACUGUGGAUGAAAUUGCGGAAAUAAGGGCCGACGCGAGAUUCGGCAGGAAGGACAAGGGAACUGCGAAGAAAGCAGCAGAGCGAAACGGGAAGGAGACAGGCAGCGAACCAUCCUCCAGUCAAGGCGAAAAAGAAACAAGCACGGAGGUGGAGGAUGUUCCAUCAGAUUCAGCUUAAUGGGACGUCCCGAACGUGGCUGUUUGUUGGGAACAAGCUCGCGGAAUCAGAGAUGCAUGUGAAGAUGGUGUACAGAGUAAUGAAGCAGAAAGGCAAUA